AAUGAUUUUUUGCAGGUGGAUGACAUGAUUGAGUGUUUAAUCAAUUACAUAAAAAAUGAUCAAAUUGGAACAAUUGCUCAUGCACACCUUGCUCAUGCUGACCAAACUGAUAUUUUCUCCAAAAUUUGCAUCGAUAUAGCUAAAAAAAAUUCAUAUGCUGUCGAUUUUGCCAAGACUGGUGUGAGUAAAAAUUUAGAUCAAGAAGAACGUCCGAGCGUUUUUCCUGAUUUUAUGGAGAAGCACCACAAAGAGACAUACAAAUCAAAGAAGGCACUCGGAAAAAUGUUUCGCGUGGUUAAAGACUUCGAGUCCGAGAAUGAAUAUGCUAGCAUUACGUACCGCGAUGUACAGGUAGACCAAGAUUUAAUAUUUCCCGGAUGGGAAACCUACAGAGAAGAUGCUGUCAAGUCAAAGAACAAGUUCAACACGCUACUUCAAACUGUUCUAAGAAACUACGGAAUACAACACGAAGCAGAAGUGUUUUCUGGUGCCUUCACAAACCUGCACUGCCGAUUCAAGGAGAGAAACGACCAAGCAGAUAUUGAAAAAAUUGUUGUGCGAUGCAUCAAGAGACUAGCUAAAAGUAUGCGAGAGGAAUUUUUAGAAGAAUUCAAGGAGUGUAGUAACAUCAACGAAGCUUACCUAGGUAUGUUACGCAAAGCUUCAGCUUGGUAUGUUGUAACAUAUCGUGAUGGUGAUGGAAAAUUCCUGAGCUUUCCAUGGACGGUAUCCGAUUACUUGGCAAACAUUAAAGUUAAAAAGGUGCCUAUCCAAGAAUCGCUGUUUUCUCCAAUUGUUGCGAAAAUGGACCAGCAAAUUAAAUCCGUGGACUCUAAACGAUGGUUACCUAGUUUCUUGGAAUCGAAUCAAUGGAAUUAUUAUAAUUAUCUUUGUGGUGAUCCGAACAUUGUCGAGUGCGCUUUACGCGUGUUGUUAUUAUGGGCUGAGGACGAAGAAAUAAUUGAAAUACCUGGUCGAAGAGUUGAAGGACUUAUGUUCAAGAGUAGUUUUAUAAACCUUUUCCUUCAUGUUGCUGAAGUUUCGCAAUAUAUAAUUAAAAAAGGUAAACGAUGUGACGUACCAAAAGGAAAACUGUAUUCCCCCGCUUCUUUGUGCAUUGAAUUUUGGAGAUUUUGUGUCAAGUUAAGAUUUUAUAAUCAGUAUGAGGUACUUGAAAUCGUACCUUUCAAAGUAUAUAAAUAUAAAACUCUUUCCAAGCGAGCUGUUGUGACCUAUCACAGAUUUGCCGUUUUGGGGGAAUUCGAAAAUUUGUACCUUGAGUCUGGCAUGGCGCAUGAAAAAAUGGACAUGAAACCAUUAUAUAUAAACAACAAGGUAUUUGCGCGAUCUCCAAUCGACGAAAAAUCACUGAAAUUGGCUGAGGAAACUUUGAUGAAGUAUUCUUCCGCUGAUAACGUGGAAUUGAGGGAAAUUUUACAGACGAAGAAAGUUCUUGUGAGUGCAAGAGGCAGCGAACAAUCGUUAAAAACAUUAAAGACCAUUCUGAACGAAAAACAAGAUUUCAUAGCUCAGUUAUUUUCUACUGGUGUAAUGCCUGAAUCAUAAUUUAAUACAACAUUCACCAGAUCUCGGAUACAUAUAUUACUCUUUAGGACUUAAUGAACUUGUUUAUUUUGUAAGAAACUGGCCACUAGAUGGCACACUAACUUUCUUUUAGGUUUCUGUUUGUUUUCCAAAGAGUAGUGGUGUCGAGAUUAUUAAAAAUGAUGAUGGUGUUUUUCGAUAAAUGUCUAUGUUUAUAUUUGUGUGUGAUAUGUCAAUGUUGUGAAGUGCAUCGAUAACUUGUGAAUAAAUCAUUUCAGAUGCA
Molecule: messenger RNA, 1828 nt
Organism: Parasteatoda tepidariorum (common house spider)
Lineage: Eukaryota; Metazoa; Arthropoda; Arachnida; Araneae; Theridiidae
Source: RefSeq, a predicted model, not a curated record